CUUGAACGAAUAAUAUGUCGUGAUAGCUUACAGCUCGAACGGUAAAAGCAAAGUCAUCGAUCUUAAAAAUGACGCAACAAUGGUCAUUGUUGACCACGUCAUGCACCUGUCGUAGUAAUUGCAAUGGGCAGUUAUGAUUGUUGGCGGUUAUGUAAUUAAGCAGAUCCGAUAGUCAUUUGGUUGAAUGCAGUAACACUACAAUGGCGGAAGGACCGGAGUUGAAUUUUUUCGACUUGCAUAUGGUGCAUGAUUAUUUUGACCAAUCUCUCACGGAAAAUGACGAUAUCGUUCUGAAAGCGUAUCUAGACGCUUACAAUGAACUCUACAAAUUUUUCCAGUUAAUGGGCAAUGUCUUUAGUUUUGUUUCUUCUGACCUGAAGCAAAAGAUAGACAUCCUGACUAAUUUAUUAAAGAAAAAUGAUCAGCAAUAUAAUACUGUGAAAUCUAUGAUUGAAUAUGAGAAGGAAAACAAACUGCUAGAAAAACCUGAUCUUUCCAAUGGCACACGUACUUUAUUGCGACUACAUAGAGGCUUAGAUUUUAUUAGAGAAUUCUUGCGACAAUUGGGUGAUCUCUCAGAUGGUGACAAAACAUCUAGUUGUUGUCAAGAUGCAUAUAACAAAACCUUGGCAAAGCAUCAUCCAUGGGUAAUCAGGAAAGCCGCAAUAGUUGCCAUGUAUGCUAUGCCUAAUAGGGAGGCCUUAUUAAAAAAGGUCUGUGGUGAAUAUGUUCAACGAAACAUAGAUGUUCUGCCAAAAAUGUUGGAGGUCACUGCCGACGUGUUUAAUCGCACUGACAUCAUCUACGAGACUUACCAGUUGCAUACUCUACCAUAAGUGAUCGUAGAAAAUAUAAAAAUGAUACUUUCAUUCGAUAUUUUUAGCUUCGCAAAGCACCGCACGCGACAUUCCAUAUUCUUAAGAUAUUGUGAUAUUAUUGUGGUAUAAGAUAUACUGUAUAAUACAAUUAUACUAUUAUCGAUAAUAACAUAUAAUAAAUAAGCACACUCACUUUUGGGAAAAUACGUAUUCCAUUACGCGCGAUCGAUACUUAUAUAUAAUCAUAUAUACUUGAAAUGUACAAAUAGUUGCACAGAUUAAAUAAGAUAGUAAAAUGUAUCACUUUUACACACAUGAUCUUUUGUCAUUUUAGCUUUGUAUGCAUUACUAAGCUCGAAGAUGAUUUUACUGGGUAAAAGAAUUUGCUAGGGACAUAUUCGGUCAAAACCGAUGAUCUCGUAUGUAUAUCGUUUAUAAGUUAUUUUAAUGUUUCUACAACAGUAUUGUAUAAAAAUUUAUUACUGAUAAAAAGUCCAUAAUGAAAUUAAAA
Messenger RNA from Cataglyphis hispanica, 1329 nucleotides. Its product is annotated as ceramide-1-phosphate transfer protein. Gene Ontology annotation, molecular function: ceramide 1-phosphate binding; ceramide 1-phosphate transfer activity. The coding region runs from base 201 to 836 and encodes 211 amino acids. The record is from RefSeq and is a predicted model, not a curated record. The transcript is spliced from 5 exons. Gene Ontology annotation, cellular component: membrane; cytosol; cytoplasm. Gene Ontology annotation, biological process: intermembrane lipid transfer; ceramide transport. Lineage: Eukaryota; Metazoa; Arthropoda; Insecta; Hymenoptera; Formicidae.